UGUGCCCCGUGGCCUCCAGCCGCUCCCCAGCUCCGCCGUCACGUCGGGCCGGGGCCAGCGCUCGGAGGCCUUCGGCGCCGCCGCGGCUGUGCCCUGCAAGGCUGCGCCGCUCGGCAUGGCGGUGCACUACUGCGGGCUCUGCCGCCGCACCUCCUUCACCGGCCGCCGGCACCUCUACAGCGCGGGGCACCGCCGGCGGCUGCAGGAGGCCCUGGCCCGGCUGCAGGAGGAGGUGGCGGCGGCGCGGGCGGCGGCGGCCGCAGCCGAAGAUGGCGACGGCAGCGGCGCGGUGCAGCGCUACGACCCGGCCGCGCACGACCGGCGCGUCUGGUGCCUGUGCUGCGGGCGCGGCGUGCAGCGGGACGGGCGGCGGGACGGGCUGGCGCUGCUGCGGGCCGGGCUCCUCCAGCACUUCGCCGGGGCCGAGCACCGCCGGGAGACGGUCCGCUUCUGGCGGGAGAACCGCGUGGAGGCGGCGCUGCGGGAGCGGUUCCUGGUGCCGGCCGAGGAGUACGAGCGCUUCGAGCGGGCGCUGGAGCGGGCGGUGGCCGCGCAGCAGAAGCAGGAGGAGGAGCACAUCCAGCAGAUGGCGGCCGGCAUCCGGGAAGCCGAGCGGCGGCGGCAGGAGACGGUGCGGGCCGCCCUCCAGCUUCAAACAGAGCCAGAGGUUUGUGCAGGACCUUCCAUCUGCAGCCCCGCGGCAGCACCUGAGAGGAAUUCCUCUCAUGAUACUCAGCACCCUGGUCCCAGUGGAAUGCAGACAGGACCUGACCUGAACUGGAUGGAACCAGGCCAGGCUUUGACCUUCAUCGGCCACCAGGAGACAGAAGGGAAAGGAAACGUUCACACAGGAGCAAAACCUCCGUGGCUAAUUGAGGAAGAGGAUGGCAGUCAACAACAGAUUGGACCUUCCUAUGAGGAGUUUCUCAAACAAAAGGAGAAGCAAAGGCUGAGAAAGCUCCCAGCAGAGCGUGUAGGUGCCAACUUUGACCAUACAUCUCAGACAGGUGACAGCUGGCUCCCCUCCUUUGGGCGGGUUUGGAAUCACGGCAGAAGAUGGCAGUCCAGACAUCAGUUUAGAACCGAAUCAGGGGAAAAGAAGAGAAGGUGAGCAGAAGCGAAACACUGGACUUGGAAACAGCUGCAAGUGCUGUCAGGUUCAGCACUGUUAGUAAAUACAUCUUGAAGCGUUUGGUCCCCUGGAAAGCAGGAUGAUCACAGCAGAUACCUAAUGGAGCACUGUUACUGAAAGCUGCUGUGCCACAGAGUGUUGCAGAUCCACUUCUUGAAACAGACAUGCAGUGUGGAGCUGGGUAUGGAGUUCUGAUGUCUUGGGCUACCCAAAGGCAGACCCUGGCAGCAGGAAAGCCCUCCUGCCCAUGCCCUCUGCCCAGAAAGCCUGGCUUACACAGCACAUGCUGCCCAGCAUCCUGCACUGCAUUAAAGAAACACGUUUUUGAGAAAUAAACUUUGUUUUCCAAAAAAAAAAAAGUUACCUAUUAACAACUGAAAUUGUUUGAUUCAGGGCCUGGGGUGCCUGAUGCCUCCAUUCUCAUUUGUUACUUUCACUUGUUCUGCCUUACCUAAAGGACUUAAUCCUCAUUAGAAAAAAGCCUUAACCUCUGCUGUACAUACUUCUUACUUCUAAUUUAAAUACCUAGAGCCUUAUUUAGAGCCCUUAUUUAGAGCCCACUCCAGUUGCUCUUGCCUUGUGCAGGUCUGUGAACAAGGCUUCUUUAGAGGGAGUGUCAACAGUGAAAAACACCCUGCUGGCACCUCCCCUACACACAAUGCAAUAAAUUGGCUUCAGAGUUUUC
Messenger RNA from Pogoniulus pusillus (Red-fronted tinkerbird), 1817 nucleotides. It is a transcript of the gene CENATAC, whose product is annotated as centrosomal AT-AC splicing factor. The coding region runs from base 116 to 1111 and encodes 331 amino acids. The record is from RefSeq and is a predicted model, not a curated record. Lineage: Eukaryota; Metazoa; Chordata; Aves; Piciformes; Lybiidae. The transcript is spliced from 9 exons.